Molecule: messenger RNA, 1303 nt
Organism: Dufourea novaeangliae
Lineage: Eukaryota; Metazoa; Arthropoda; Insecta; Hymenoptera; Halictidae
Product: mitochondrial inner membrane protein COX18
Exons: 6
Coding region: 75-1301 (408 amino acids)
Biological process (GO): mitochondrial respiratory chain complex IV assembly; protein insertion into mitochondrial inner membrane from matrix
Cellular component (GO): mitochondrial inner membrane
Molecular function (GO): membrane insertase activity
Source: RefSeq, a predicted model, not a curated record
UUAAACUCGUAAUGCAAACAUUUUUUGCACCCGUUUAUUAUACGUGUUAGACUUACAUUAUUUUCGUGGUCAUAAUGAUUACACAAGUACUUCGCAAAGUUGUACUAGAUUUUAAACAUAACGGCAGUAUAUUUGUCAAAUAUUAUCACUGUAUUGAUGUACAUCUUAACAAUGCCCUGUAUCCGAACAUGAGUACAAAUGUAAUUGCUAAAAAUAAAGUGUUGGUUGGUUAUUUUUUAACUAAACAAUAUGCCUCAAAAAAAUGUGAAAUUCCUGUAUAUCAAAAAAUGCACACAUCUCUAUUUAAUGCACCUUUAUAUCAUGAAAAUUAUAUACUGUUACCCAACAUAAAUUCUAUCAAUUAUUACCCUACUCAGGUAAAUAGUAUUAGAUGGUAUAGCAAUGCAACACCUGUAGUGUUAAAUGGAGCUAAUCAAUAUUAUGGCAAUGGUAUCCUCAAAAGUAUAUCUGAGAGUUUACCUGUUGAAUGUACGAUGGAUGCAUUCAAAAUGUUACAUUCUAGUACGCAGUUACCAUGGUGGGCAACAAUUAUUCUUGCAACAAUCAUUAGUAGGACACUUGUAUCACUGCCAUUGACUAUAUUUCAUUCACAAAUUAAAGCCAAAAUAGAAAAUCUACAACCAGAAAUCGUCAAAAUAAUGAAAAAAUUAAAUAUGGAGACAAGAAUGGCAUGUGAACGGUUUGGGUGGAGUGGGUCGUAUGCAGCCAAAUCUUAUAAAAUUUCUUUGAAAAGGGAAAUGUCAGACCUAUUUAAUAGAAAGAACUGUCAUCCUGGAAAAAUUUAUGUGUCAACUAUACUACAAAUUCCUUUAUGGGUUAGUUUUUCAGUUGCCUUAAGGAAUUUUUGUAACAUGUUACCCAACAGAGAUGCUGUUGCAUUUCAAGAUUAUCUUGAAUUUGCCAAUGGUGGUUUUGGAUGGAUAAAGAAUCUUACAGAUGUAGAUCAUUUGUUCAUAUUACCAAUAUUUUUUGGACUUUCUGGUUUGGCUACAUUAGAGAUACAGACAAUGCUCAGUUACAAAAAAGAAGCAAAGUACCACAGGUACUUACUAGCAUUUUAUAGAGCUGUAACUAUUUGUUUAGUACCUAUCAUAGCAUAUGUACCAUCAGGUUUGGGCUUGUUCUGGACUGUCAGUAAUUUUUACACAAUAUUUCAAAUAAUGCUGGUACAAUCUCCAAAGUUCCGUAGACUAGUAAGAAUACCUAAGACAGAGUCUGAGUUGCAACAUCCAUAUACAGAACUGUAUAAGAAAGUAAAACACAAAUUACACUUACAAUAAAA